Molecule: messenger RNA, 1384 nt
Organism: Schistocerca gregaria
Lineage: Eukaryota; Metazoa; Arthropoda; Insecta; Orthoptera; Acrididae
Gene: Oscillin
Product: glucosamine-6-phosphate isomerase
Exons: 8
Coding region: 199-1137 (312 amino acids)
Biological process (GO): carbohydrate metabolic process; D-glucosamine catabolic process; N-acetylglucosamine catabolic process
Cellular component (GO): cytoplasm
Molecular function (GO): glucosamine-6-phosphate deaminase activity; identical protein binding
Source: RefSeq, a predicted model, not a curated record
UGCAAAUACAGACUUUACAUAAUUCAAGUUAUCCUACUGUUCUUUAUUUAAUUUCCCUUGCCUGGAAUUUUCCCAUCAUCAUUUAUCUGGACUAGUGUAUGCGUAAGUUGAUAAGUGGUUUGUUGUGAUUAGAGUUCAGUGAACUCUCAAUCCCGGCUCCAUCUGUGUAGACGGUGCGUAAUAAAGUGAAAGAACACCAUGCGGCUUGUUAUCCUGGAGACUGCAGAUAAGGUGGCAGAAUGGUCAGCCAGAUAUGUGAUGAAAAGGAUAAAUGACUUCAAACCGGGUCCAGAAAGAUACUUUGUUCUGGGUCUUCCAACAGGUGGAACGCCACUCGGCAUGUACAAAAAGCUUAUAGAAUAUCACAAAGCUGGAAAAAUAUCCUUCAAAUAUGUGAAGACUUUCAACAUGGAUGAAUAUGUUGGUCUUCCAAGGGAUCACCCUGAAAGCUACCAUUUUUACAUGUGGGACAAUUUCUUUAAGCACAUUGACAUUGAUCCAAAGAAUGUCCAUAUAUUAGAUGGAAAUGCACCUGAUUUAGUGAAGGAGUGUGAGGAGUAUGAGAGGAAAAUUACAGAAGCAGGAGGAGUGGAACUGUUUAUUGGUGGUAUUGGACCUGAUGGACACAUAGCAUUCAAUGAGCCAGGCUCAUCAUUAGUUUCAAGGACAAGAGUGAAGACUCUGGCUCAAGAUACACUUGAGGCAAAUGCCCGCUUCUUUGGCAAUGAUAUAUCCAAGGUGCCAAAACAGGCUCUCACAGUUGGUGUUGGUACUGUUAUGGAUUCUAAAGAGGUAAUGAUUCUUAUCACUGGUGCUCAUAAAGCAUUUGCUUUAUAUAAAGCAAUAGAAGAAGGUGUGAAUCACAUGUGGACUGUGUCAGCAUUUCAACAACACCGGCAAACAAUUAUGAUAUGUGAUGAAGAUGCAACACUGGAACUCCGUGUCAAGACUGUCAAAUACUUCAAGGCACUGAGUGAAGUUCAUCACAAACUGAUUGAAGAGGAUGGUUCUGGAUGGAAUAAACAUAAUGGUUCCUCGUCUGAAACUCAGCCAUGGACUGACUGUCUUGUGACCAAAAAUUGGGCCCUUAUAUAUCCUCACAAUAGUAGAAUCUGUGGAAUGUACACAGUAAGCUGAUAGAUGCUGGAAUGAUGAUGGGUGCAGAUGGUGAUAAGUAAUGCAAGGAAGUGCCUUUACACAUUAACACUGGUAAAUCUGAGUUGGGGUUACUUCAUAUCAUCACAAGAAUGGAUCAAAAGCCAAGAAUUUUAUCAGAAAUAAUAAUGUUUUCUAUUGAAAUUUUAUAUAUACUGUUUAUUGUGCUGUUUUGAGGUGUAAUUAUGUUUUUUAUGGAUUAAAUAAUACAUUCCAAUCAUGAAAACAA